This is a messenger RNA of Exaiptasia diaphana, 2787 nucleotides long. RefSeq names its product heterogeneous nuclear ribonucleoprotein A1. The record is from RefSeq and is a predicted model, not a curated record. Gene Ontology annotation, molecular function: RNA binding. The transcript has 3 exons. Bases 40 to 1443 code for a protein of 467 amino acids. NCBI's taxonomy places the organism in Eukaryota, Metazoa, Cnidaria, Anthozoa, Actiniaria, Aiptasiidae.
UUUUGAUUGUAACUUUGUUCUUUUGGCGUCGUUGCAAAAAUGUCGGAGAGYGAGAAACUAAGAAAGAUUUUUAUCGGUGGUUUGAACUGGGAGACAGAGGAGGAAGGCCUCAAGGACUACUUCUCGCAAUGGGGAACAAUUGUAGACUGUGUAAUUAUGAAGAAAGACGGUAAAUCCCGAGGGUUUGGCUUUGUCACAUACUCUUCGCCACAAAGCGUGGACGACGUUUUGAAGGUUCGAGGUCAUGUUUUGGAUGGACGAGACAUUGAGCCAAAGCGUUCAGUUCCUAAAGAUGAAGCUAAAAACCCCAUGGCUUUGACCAAGACUCGAAAAAUCUUCGUCGGGGGUUUAGCGAGUACMACGACCGAAGAUGACAUCAGAGAUUACUUCACAGAGGUCUGCAAGAAGGCCGGUGUAGGGCAAGUCAUAGAUGUAGAUUUAAAGAAAGACAGAGAGAACAGCAAUCGCAUUAGAGGRUUCGCUUUUGUCACCUUUGACGAUGAAGAAAUUGCAGAGAAAGUCUGUUCCAUGAAGUACCAUGAGAUUCGAAUGAAGCAGUGUGAAGUAAAGAAAGCAGAACCUCAAUCUAUGUUGAGGAAGAAACACGAGGAAGAAUAUGGCAGUGACAGAGAUAGAAGGGACAGAGACAGGGAUAGAGAUAGGGACUCGCGAGACAGGGGAGACAGAGACAGAGGUUUUGGUCCCUGGGGUCCUGGGAUGUUUGGGAUGGCUGGAUUUUUUGGCGGUAGAGAGAGCAAAGACAGAGAUCGAGAUCGAAGGGACAGAGAUCGAGACAGAGACCGUGGAAGAGAUAGCGACAUGAGCAGUUACUUUCCUUUUGGCUUCAAUCCYGCAGCAUUUGGUCCAGGWGGCUUUGGUCCAGGUUUUGGUUUUGGAGGGAUGGGCUUUAGUGGGUUUGGGCCAGGUUUUGGAUAUGGUGGUUUUCCUGGUGGAUUUGGUCCAAUGAGUGCAUUUAGUGGGUUUGGUGGUGGUAGUGAAAGAGGAGGUAGCAGUUAUGAUAAAGGAGGUUAUAGUGGUAGUGGUAGUUAUGCUAGUAAUAGUGACCGGGAUUCUGGGAAAUCUCAUUCCCCUGUGACCGGUGGAUCGACUGCAGUCAGUGGGMGAAGCAACUAUGACUCACCAUCUAGUGGUGGGUAUGGAUACCCAUUUGCAGGYAUGGGUGCUGGAAUGGGUGCUAGCCCAGCUGACUGGAGUAAUUUCCAGGCAAUGAUGAGUAGCUAUGGUUAUGGUGGUGGUGGUGGUAGUGAUAGCCAGGGACAGGGUUCUGUUGAUGCACCYUCCAAGAGUUACACUAGUGCAGGCGAUGCAGGUUUUCCUCUCAGUAACUACAACCAGAUUCAAUCAUCAUAUGGACCUAUGGGAAGAGGCGCAACUAGGGGAUCCUCGGAUGUGAAGUCUGAUCGUGGUUACCGCCCUUACUAGAUAUUACUACUGGUAAGUAACAAGUUCUUCUUGUGAGAUAUUUUGGCCUUUUCUUCCGCCCUAUGUAUAAAACUUUUUUGAGUUAUGAGAUUGUUUUCAGGAUUUUAUCAUGAUGAAAAGGUAAGUAGAUGGGUAAGUAGUAUUAUUUGUGUUUUGAAACUUUUUUUUUACUUCCAAAAUGUAAGGGAUAGUAAUCCCACUAUGGUAAAAGAUUCAGCAUGUUUAAUAUUUUUAAUAUUAUGCUUUUCAUUGCCAUUUUUUAUUUAUUUCUUUUUUUUUUCUAUUUCUCUUGCCUUAAUUUCUGAACAUCUUUGUUUCCUGACUUCCUAUCUUUUCUUCAUUUUCUUUCAUUUUUGUCUUCUUUCAUAAUCACUUUCUGUUUUUAGUACUUUUUCUGCCACAUAUAUAAAUCUUGAAAGAAAUACUGGUGAAGACAGGAAAAGGUUUUCCUGUUACAACUAUGCAUGUCAAACAGAAUUAUGGGUUAUCCUUGUAUAGGACAGUCUAUCUACAUUUAGUUGCCAUGUAAAAACCAGCUGACAAGCAUUACUUCACAGGUACAAGAAGACAGGACAGACAUUAGCCAGAAAAUCAGGCAGAGACGAAGAAUAUAGUACAAUUUAGCUGUUGGCAAGCUGGCAGUUAGUGAAGACACCAAAGAGAUGAUCCAUGUAUGCAGUAUUGUAGAGUUUCUGCAUGAUAUUAAUAGUGUAAAUGUUUAGAAUAAAUUGAUAUGGAUUUCCAAAGGAAAUUGAGUCAACACUGAAUUGCAUAGUUAAUGUACGAUAAGUAAUGCUUUGUCAUUUUCACCUGAUAGUUUCUGUAAUAUAGGUUUUUAAGUAAUUCCUGUACAAGUUUAUCAUGUAAGAGCUUAGUGUAGCAACAUUUUUGGUGCAGAGUAUAUUAUGAGUGUAUCAAUGAGACAGUCCAGUAAAUCUAAUAUAUAUUAUUAGACAUUGUGAGGGCUAUACGACAGGAAUCUCAUUUUGUAAAGAAAGUGUAACACAGAACGAUGGCAAUUUCUAAAUAUUUUAAGGUAUAAAUUAACCCUUUUUUAACUGGUUUCUUUGCUCUUCAGUCUUGAAAGUAUAUAUUUAUCAUAUUUUAUUUCUGAGGCAAAUCUGAGAAUUGUUCAUGUUCAUAAAUGGCUAUGAAAUGCACAUUCAUCAAAUUCAUUUGAAAAUGAUAUGUAUAAUUAUUAAACUGGGGCAAAGCAAGUUCUUACAUCCAUAUAUUUUUCAUUAUUUUAUUUCACAUACCUAUGAGUAUAAAAUAAUUUUGAUUUAAAUACAACUUUGUGUUAUUCUUUAUGUUUGUCAUGUGUUUUAUGUCGAAUAAAAAUUA